This is a messenger RNA of Arthroderma uncinatum, 3564 nucleotides long. RefSeq names its product HEAT repeat protein. The coding region runs from base 1 to 3564 and encodes 1187 amino acids. The record is from RefSeq and is a predicted model, not a curated record. Lineage: Eukaryota; Fungi; Ascomycota; Eurotiomycetes; Onygenales; Arthrodermataceae. Gene Ontology annotation, cellular component: cytoplasm. Gene Ontology annotation, biological process: chromatin remodeling. The transcript is spliced from 2 exons.
AUGAGAGCUACAUUUAACAAACGAUACAUGAUCCAAAAGAUGUUCAAGGGAGGAUUGCUACGACCCCCAUGUGUUGAGCUUAGUUCGGUUAGCCUAAAGUUCAAAGGGAAUCUCGCGUCUUCAAAUGAGGUUCUGAAGGCUUUAGAAACCCUUGCCCAGGCACUAAACGAUGUCACGACCUAUGGCGGUCUAGAUGAAAAGCUUGCUGAAUACGCUUUCUUCCCAUUAUCUCAAAUAUUCAAUGAGAGUCAGCGUAUCUCCGCUCAAUGCGUUGAGCUGGCUGUCAAAUGUCUACAGGUCCUAGUUGAAAAAGGAUGGCGUGCAAAGCUUUCUCCCCAGCUGGGCAAGCAGUUGCUCAUUCUGAUGACGCUUAUCUCUGGGGGCCCUCCUACCCAGAGCCAGAGUCAAGGCUCCUCAACCCUUGCUAGACCACGGUCAGAGGAGCUGAUUGUUGCUGUUUUUGACUGUGUUUCCUCCUUGUGCCGUGCGUUACGUGGGCCAGAGGCGGCAUCCUCCAUUUUUAACGAGGUAGGGUCUACUACUAUUAUAGACCAGACUGUCUAUGUAUUGCUUGAAGGGGUUGUGGACGGCGCCUCGGAUGCAAUUCAGAAAUCCGCUGCCACGGCCUUGAAUGCGUUACUAUCGCGUAUAACGGAUAGAGUUGUGUUGGCCAGCCUUCUGCCUCGAACCGUUUCUACUCUUACCAAAACGCUUCGUACAACCUCCCAGUCUCGUCGGUCGUAUAAACUUCUAUGUGUCUGCCUAGACGCUCUUACACUGAAUGUCAGAUCGGUUUUGAACGAUUCGGUUGUUUCUUCAACGAACGCCAAUACUUCAAAGAAAACCGAAACGGGGCCCCUCGUCCUUGAUCAAUCAUGGCUUAAUGCGACUGUAUCUCAGAUUAAGCUAGCCCUUUCAAAUGUCAUUCGACUAAGGAACCAUGAGAAGGCUGAAGUCCGCCAUUGCCUACUAGGUCUGUGUUUGAUGGUGUUAGAGGACUGUCCAAAGUCACUAGCAGAGUCCUUAUCGAUGAUGGUCGAGACUAUUGUGGUUCUAGCGCAUAUCGAUGGCGACGAGCUUGAUAAUGAGGCCUACAAUGCUUUGAAGCAUCUUUUAACUUGCUCCGAGACCGUCUUGGGAAUUCUUAAAUCGAGCUUGCAUUCGUGGAUAGUUGCACUCCCUCGAGUUAUGCAAUCCACUGAUGAUGCUGCGAAACAUCGAGCUAUAAGACAGAUAUCCACCGCUUUUCAGGCGUUGUCGGACAUCCAGGUUAAAUCCGAUAUUCUCGAUGAUACCAUGACAAUGAGUUUGCAUGACAGUGUAUCUAAUAUAAUCCUGUCCUCCCCCAAGUCUCCACAACCGCUGGGCACUUCUAUAGAUUCUGCGCUAGAAACUCUUGGUAUCAGCAGCGAUGCCCAUUCCAACUCGUUCCAGCCGAUAAUACUCGAACGACAGAGCCAAAAGGAGACUCUCUCCGAAAUCCAGACCAUGAUAGCCAGGUCAGGCAACGCCAAUACAUCCUACAGCAUGACCAGGUCCAUGCUAAAUAAGCUUUACCAGUCCUCAGGCGACUCUUUUGUGUCAUCAUUCUGGUUAACGUUGUCCUUCCUGAAAAGCACACCCCCGGACAUUAUCAUGAGCGAUGAUAUACUUGAUCUAGGCCCCGGACCUUCAUCGCCUUCGCGGCCGCAAUUAAUUGAAGAAUUAUACUCUAUGGCCCUGCCAACUCUAACAGAUUUGCAGGUCUCAGAUUCUAAUGACUGGCGCACCCCUGCUCUUGCCCUUGAGGCAGUCGCUCUACAAGCCGGACAGCUGCAGGAGACUUUUCGACCCGAGUUAAUUGACACUCUAUACCCGAUACUCCAACUGAUGGGAUCUAAUAAUCCGAUUCUACAAAACCAUGCAAUGACUUGCCUUAAUAUAGUCACCGCAUCCUGCAAUUACCCGGAUGCAAGCACAUUGGUUAUUGAGAACGUUGACUAUUUAAUUAAUUCCGUGGCCUUGAAGCUUAAUACUUUCGACAUUUCACCUCAAGCUCCUAGGGUUCUGCUCAUGAUGAUAAAAUUAUGUGGUUCUCGCUUAAUUUCACAUUUAGAUGAUGUUAUAGGCUCCAUUUUUGCUGUCCUUGAUGCCUUCCAUGGUUAUCCCAAACUAGUCGAACUUUUGUUCGGCGUAUUGGGAGCGAUUGUUGAUGAAGGAGCAAAAAAGCCUACAUUUCUUGCGAUCUCGAGCGGAGACGAGGGUACACUGCACCAACGCCCAAGGAUGUCACCACAACCCCGAUCAGUUUCUAGUAUUGCAUCCUGGUUCAAAGAAAGACGUGAAAAACGCACAAGGGAGCUAAAGAUUGAAAGGAGUGACCCAGAGACACUAGAACCCCAUCCAAAGAAACCCUGGGCCCCUAGCCCAGCUACUCCAGCAGAUGAAGCGGACGAAAUGGACACGAACUCUCAAGCUGAUCAAUCUGAACAGCCGCAAGAGCCUGAAGAAAAGCCAUUAAGCAAACCACACGCACUAUUAUUAAACAUCAUAAAAUCCAUACCUCCUCACCUCUCUUCGCCAUCCCCGUUUUUACGACGAUCGCUUCUCUCAAUCCUAACGCGCGGUCUUCCCGUUCUAGCACAGAAUGAGAAGAGCUUCUUACCUCUAAUCAACGACAUCUGGCCUUCUGUGAGCGCUAGAAUCACACUACCAUCCCAAGCAGGAAAGGAGAUUCCAUCGUUGUCAACAUCUAUAAAAGAGCAGAAGACACAUUUUGAUGAUUCUGGUAUACAAGAGGAAACAUUCGUCACAGUUGCCUCUUGCACGGCCAUCGGCACCAUGUGCAAGGGAGCAGGAGACUUCAUGUCCUCUAGGAUCGAGCAUGAGUUCCCCAGAUGGGCAAAGCUAUAUAAAAUCUCGUGGAGCCAAGUUAAUGAAGACGCCAAAAAGGUAGCAGAACGGCACCGUCAGCAACUAGCUAAAAAGAAAAUACAAGAUAAAGAAUCACCCAGCAAUACCACGUCGAGAGGGAUAGUUAGGGUAAUAGACGACUCCAGUCAGCUCUCACCACACCCAGGAUUUGCGAUAACCAAAUCGUUCACCCAUCACCAUUCAAUUUGGAAAGCACUUACGUCGCUAUACACCACAAUCUUAUCAAACGUCAGGUUACCUGCAGACAUUGGCGAUAAUAUCUGCUACUCUCUGGGGGAGUGGAUAACGUUUUUCCAUCCAGAAUUAUAUUCAGCCAAUACAUGGCAAGUCGAGGCGGGGGAUGGCACCUGUACCCCCCAGGGCAAUCUUGAUAAAGGAGACAUAGAUAACGAAACCAGAUGGAGCCAAGGAACCCUCGAGGAGGCCAAGCGCGCCCUUCGAGCUAUGAACUCUUGGAAUCCUGAUUUGACUUGGUUUAUAUGCAUGCAAGGCAUGGUAGGGCACCUGGGCUACCAAAAGCCUAACCCUGAUCGAGGCACAGAAUUAUUGAAGGGGACUGUGGUUGAGAAGAUGAACCGUGAAUUAGCGCGCCUGGGAAGUGAUGUUGACCUAGUAGACAGUCGGUGGAAAUUUACAGAGCUCGUGUUUUGA